Molecule: messenger RNA, 2064 nt
Organism: Conger conger (European conger)
Lineage: Eukaryota; Metazoa; Chordata; Actinopteri; Anguilliformes; Congridae
Gene: mmp25a
Product: matrix metallopeptidase 25a
Exons: 10
Coding region: 210-1979 (589 amino acids)
Biological process (GO): extracellular matrix organization; collagen catabolic process; proteolysis
Cellular component (GO): extracellular matrix
Molecular function (GO): metalloendopeptidase activity; zinc ion binding
Source: RefSeq, a predicted model, not a curated record
CAUCUAAACUGCUGAUAAGAAUAUCGGAAAUAAUUACGCGUUUUUUAUGACACGACCACAAUACGCACGGCGAGGCAGCCCAGAGAAUGUAUUAGUUACGAGCGAGAUCUAUGGUUGUCUUUCAGUUUUAGUUUAUCUGUGUGCGUUUGUGUUCACUUGGUUGCGUAUGACUGCCAUUGCUAUUGUUCGCUUGUAGUUGCUGAUUUAGAAUGAGUUACACGGUGCUCUGUGGUACCGUGCUUCUAUGCGCCUCCGCGGGACUCUGCGCGCCAGUGGCUGACCAGUAUUCCCGGAGUGUGGACUGGCUGACGCGGUAUGGCUACCUGCUACCACCAGACCCGCGCACUGGCCUACUUCAGACCAAGGAGGGGAUUCACAAGGCCCUGCGACAGAUGCAGAGAUUCGCUGGACUGAAUGAAACGGGAAUGCUGGACUCAGCUACUCUGUUCCUCAUGUCUACCCCCCGGUGCUCCCUCCCUGACGUUGUGGGGACAGGAGACUUGCGGAAAAAGAGGAGGAAAAAGAGAUACGCUCUGUCAGGGCUGCAGUGGGAUAAGACUGAACUCACGUGGAGUGUGGACAGCUAUCCCUCUCCCUCCUCCUCUCGGUCUCUGCGCCCGGAGCUGGUGGUGCCCAUUCUGACCCACGCCCUCAGAGUAUGGGCCGAGGUUACCCCGCUGCACUUCCACCUCCUGCCCCGGCAGAGGGGAGGGGGCGGAGAGAGGAGGGAGGAGGGGGACAUCCGGGUGUCCUUUCCGCGCUCCUUCCACGAGGACGGGUACCCCUUUGACGGUAACGGCGGCACGCUCGCGCACGCCUUCUUCCCGGGCCGAUCGGACCUCGCCGGGGACGUGCACUUCGACGACGAGGAGAGCUGGAGCUACGCGGCGCAGCCGGGCGACCGCGGCAGUACUGACCUCUUCACAGUGGCUGUCCAUGAGUUCGGCCACGCCCUGGGCCUCUCCCAUUCCUCCUCUGAUGCGUCAAUCAUGCGACCCUAUUACCAGGGCCCAGUGGGGGACAUUGGGAGCUUCAAACUCCCUGAGGAUGACAGGCUAGGCAUCCAGACACUCUAUGGGAACGGGAGAGCAUUGCUGACUCCACCUCCCCCUGCCACGCCCAGUCUGCCCCGGCCCCCUGGUCCUUCAUCUCCAUCACCAACCAGACGCCCACUGCCCUCCAUCCUGAAUCGCUGUGAGGGCGGCUAUGACGCUGUGGCCAACAUCAGAGGAGAGGUGUUCUUCUUUAAGGGUCCGUAUUUCUGGCGGAUCCAGCAGUCGGGAUCUCUGGUGUCUCUUUCGCCAGCUCUAAUUUGGAAGUUCUGGAACGGGCUGCCCCGUGAAACCCACAGAAUCGACGCCGUCUACGAGAGGAAGGGCGACAGCCGUAUCGUUUUCUUUAUCGGUGACCAGUACUGGGUCUUCAAGGACACAUCCCCUCUCCCUGGGUACCCCCGGCCCCUGUCAGACUGGGGCUUGCUCUCCAGGGACGGCACAGCAUCCGAGAGGGUGGGGGCGGCGUUUGUGUGGGCACAUAAUGGGAAGACCUACCUGUUCAGUGGUGGGGAGUUCUGGAGAUUUGACGAAGGAGGGAGUGGUGCAGGGAGGACCCUGAACGUGGGCUACCCUAGACCUACCUCUCUCUGGGGAGGGGUUCCCUCCAACCCCGAUGACAUCAUGAGCUGGAUAGAUGGAGACACUUACUUCUUCAAGGACAACUCCUACUGGGUGGUGAAGAGUGGAGGAUUGGGCCAUGAAGCUGUCACUCCGAAAUCCAUUGCAGUUGAUUGGAUGAGAUGUCCACCUCCUUCAACUCCUACCCAAUCAUCAGACAGCUGCAAUCCUAGGGGCCAGAAGAAGUGCAGCUGCGCCGGGAACAGGGCUGUCCCAAUUCAAGCCUCCAACUGUACAAUAUUAUUUUCCCUCACUUUGAUUUUCUGCUCUCUUUUUAACUCAUUAACAAGUAGACUGAGUUUUUAAUGUACAAAUAGGCUACACCCAAGUUAUUUGAAUAGAAUGAAUCAUUUUAGUUGUCAUGCAAAAUAAACUGUGGAUUGAAUUGCAA